Messenger RNA from Neoarius graeffei (lesser salmon catfish), 745 nucleotides. Its product is annotated as protein CEBPZOS-like. The transcript has 5 exons. The record is from RefSeq and is a predicted model, not a curated record. NCBI's taxonomy places the organism in Eukaryota, Metazoa, Chordata, Actinopteri, Siluriformes, Ariidae. Bases 142 to 387 code for a protein of 81 amino acids.
UACAGGUGGGAGAAAAUUAACGUGUGUUAUCUGGCAAAUCCACCAAGAUAUGAGAAUUAAAGGACACAGAGAACAUCACUGAGUGCAUUAAAGCAGGAAAAACACUCAAACUUGUGACUCGAAGACCAGGACAAGACAAGUAUGGCCCCCAAAACCAUGGAGCCAGUGGCCAGGAAGAUUUUUAAAGGAGUUCUCUUUCUGGAGGUGGCCGGCGUGUUUGCAGCUUACGGACUCUACUGCAAAAUGAACGCGAGCCGAGAUUUCAGAUGGACGAUGAACAAACACUUUCCCUCAGUUCUGGAAGUUUAUUACAAGUCCAACGAAUGGGCCGGGAACUACGGCGUCCGGGAAGCGGAUCAGGACGUGUGGUCUACGCGGCAGGAAUAACCACACAGACACUCAACAGGACAAGGGUCAUCACUUCACUUCUUCCUUCUGACGGUCUUUUUGCCCUGUCUGUCUUUCCCAAACGGUUUCCUUUUCUUGAACGCAGCCUUCUUCCUCCUGAGCGUCUUAACGUCACGUCCCCGGAUCCAGUCGUCACGCUGCGCCUCCCAUUUCAGCUGUUUGACACCUGAAGGCAAGAAGCAGAAGGACAUGGGAGACUUCUUCCAGAACAAAUAAAUGAAUAUUGUGGUAAAUGAUCAGAGUCUGUGAUUAUUCAUAUCCAACAGUUUGUGACUUCACUCGUGUGAAGAGAUCUGGCUGGCAUCUAGCCAUGUUAAUAAAAUUCAGUAAUUUUCAA